AUGACUUCGUCUAUUCCUGGGAAUCGCGAGCUCCCCCCGUCUCAAUAUGACUUGAGCACUUACUGGGGCCGCGUGCGCCAUGCUGCAGACAUCGCGGAUCCGAGGAUGAUGUUCGUUACGUCGUCGGGUCUGGAAAACGCAAAGAGCCUUAUUUCUUCUUAUAAACAGAGCCAAAUCCCUAACAUGACCCCGGAACUAUGGCGCGCGAAGAAGGUGGUGGACUCGACAAUUCAUCCCGACACUGGCGAACCGGUUUUCCUCCCAUUCCGCAUGUCGAGCUACGUCCUGUCGAACCUGGUCGUUACGGGUGGCAUGCUCACGCCCGGAUUGAAGACAACCGGAACACUCCUCUGGCAGAUCACCAACCAAUCUCUCAACGUUGCGAUCAACUCCGCCAACGCCAACAAGUCCACGCCACUUUCGCUCUCGCAAAUGGCCCAGUCCUACCUCAUGGCCGUCUCCGCAUCCUGCUCCGUCGCCCUGGGUCUGAACGCCCUCGUCCCGCGCCUCAAGAACCUCAACCCAAACACGCGACUCAUCCUCGGUCGUCUCGUCCCCUUCGCCGCCGUCUCCAGCGCCUCCGCCCUGAACGUCUUCCUCAUGCGCGGCGAAGAAAUCCGCCAAGGAAUCGACAUCUACCCCGUCCUCUCCGAGCUCGAAAAGAAGAAACGCGAAGAAACCGGCGAACCCGUGCAAAGUAUUGGCAAGAGCAAGAAAGCCGCGACGCUCGCCGUCGGCGAAACAGCCAUCUCACGCGUGCUCAACGCAACACCCAUCAUGGUCAUCCCGCCGCUGAUCCUGGUCAGACUCGAGAAGACAGCGUGGUUGAAGGCGAGGCCUAGGCUGGUGAUGCCGAUUAAUCUGGGUGUGAUUCUGGCGACGUCGUUGUUUGCGCUGCCGCUUGCGUUGGGGGCGUUCCCGCAGAGGCAGGCUAUUAGUGCGAAGUCGUUGGAGGAGGAAUUCUGGGGGAAGGGCGGGUUGGAUGGGCAGGUGGAGUUUAAUCGGGGGAUGUAA
This is a messenger RNA of Aspergillus chevalieri, 1014 nucleotides long. RefSeq names its product sideroflexin family transporter (gene FSF1). The transcript is spliced from 3 exons. Gene Ontology annotation, molecular function: monoatomic ion transmembrane transporter activity. The coding region runs from base 1 to 1014 and encodes 337 amino acids. Gene Ontology annotation, biological process: mitochondrial transmembrane transport; monoatomic ion transport. Lineage: Eukaryota; Fungi; Ascomycota; Eurotiomycetes; Eurotiales; Aspergillaceae. Gene Ontology annotation, cellular component: mitochondrial inner membrane. The record is from RefSeq and is a predicted model, not a curated record.